Molecule: messenger RNA, 2727 nt
Organism: Hyaloscypha bicolor E
Lineage: Eukaryota; Fungi; Ascomycota; Leotiomycetes; Helotiales; Hyaloscyphaceae
Exons: 2
Coding region: 1-2727 (908 amino acids)
Source: RefSeq, a predicted model, not a curated record
AUGGACCAUAUCCAAAAGAUCGGCACGCCAUACCGACAAGAAGGAUAUCCCAUUGUACCGCUUCUUUGCGACUUACGAUCUUGUCCUACGACGCCUCUAGGUCCUGAGCAAUUCAGCAUGUUUUCGAAGAACUUCGGCAACAAGGGAAACGAGAUAUCACGCGGUGACUUGGAGGAUCUUGGACCGAAUGGCGCAAUUGCCAAACUUCAGCAGUGGCUUUACUUUGGCGUAAUGGUUGAAACCUUUGCUAGUGUAGCUAUUCCCUUUCACAAAGAAGACUUUGUCACCAAGGCUGCCGAUGGAAAAGCGAUCAUCACGACGGAAGAACUGCCUAGAUAUCUUUGGUAUCUCCUGGCCAACCUUCAUCACUCUGACAGACAUUUCAAACAUCGUCAUAGACUUUCAAUGAUCUCGAUAUUAAAUCUCACCAACACCAUACUAUCGAGGGUGGUCACUCUAUUGCGUGGUUGGCCCGUAUCUCCUGCUGGCAAGGUGUUGCUCUCUAUCAGCGUCUUGGGGGAAACUAUAAGUAACGCAUACGAUCAGAUGACGGGGCGUGAAAAAAGCUUUUCUACUAUGAUUUGGGUGUUUCCCCCUCUCAAAGACGCGUUGUUGAGGGCUGGCUGGUGCAUCCGAGAGAUUGAGCAACUCCUCCGGACAACCAAUUCACUGUGCCUUCUAUACCUGAGCACGAUCGAUCGCCAAGCGUUGCAGAAAGACCACAGCAAAUGUGACCAGUUCAAACGCUGCCAGGCCUACCAAGUAGUGCAUCACAAGUACAAGACCAAACACGCAUCUCAUUGUGCUGAUGAGAGUACCUGUGAGAGUGUUGGUCCUGCUGUGGACGAACUUACUGGAAUUAUCAAGGAAGGUCGCAUUCCAUUGGUCGGCUUUGAUUAUCUGGCUACGCCACCAGUCUUACAUGUCUUACGAUUUGAAGAGGAAAGUGAGUUCUAUAAUGAGUAUGUUGCCAUUUCACAUGUGUGGUCGGAUGGAAUGGGAAAUCCUCUCUGCAAUACUCUUCCCAUCUGCCAGCUCAGACGCAUCCAGGAACUCGUCAAUCAUUUAUACAUUAACGAGCCGACAUUUCCAGAGAAAUUUCUGGUUCCAUUCUGGAUUGACACGUUGUGUGUCCCGUUGGACCCACUGGUCAAACCAUUGGCUCUUAACCUGAUGGCCAAUACAUACAAAUUUGCAGAUAAAACUCUGGUCCUGGAUCAAUCCCUGCAAUCUGUUGGGAAAGCCGCAUCUCUGGAAGAGUGUUGGACGCGUAUAAAGCUUGCGCCUUGGAUGACCAGGCUAUGGACUUUCCAAGAAGGAAGACUAAGCAAGGAUUUGCAUUUUCAAUUCCUGGACAAGACAGUUAGAAUUCCAGCAUGGAAUGCUCUGCCUGCUCUCAGACCAAAUCCAAUUGCGGUUUCUGCUUUGCUUCAGCGCAGAGGCGUGAAGCGAUCCCUAGCUGAGAAGUCUGGUAUGCUCUUGGCACGCGCGCUUGCUUUCCCCAAGGACAGAACACUUCGUUCUAUUCAAACAGAGGCCAGCGCUCCAGCAACAGACGAUCCACGCCAAGAGUACAUUCGAUUAUCUUCUAUUGAGCUUCUGCGGACUAGAAAAGACGAAUUUACUCUUUCAGAACUAUGGAUGCCGGAGAUUUUGGCUGUUGACCCAGCUGUCAAGCUUUCGGAGGAGGACUCUGAAUUACAACGCAAUCUCUCCAGCAUUGUUUUGGAUCCAACCCGACCAUAUGGGCAGGGCGCCAUGAAUAGUAUCCAUGGUCUCAGUAGUAACGCCAGACGCGAUGAGUGGAUGACUUUCUUUGGGAAUACAAAACCCAGCCCGUAUUGGAUCUUCAACGAUGUUAUGUGGACUAUCUAUGGUAGGACGACAAGUCGCCUGGAAGAUGAAACAAUUUGUUUAAGUGUUUUCAUGGGACUUGACGUUUCGAAAGUGCAAGAAGUUCCGGUGCUGCACUGGAAAGUUAAGGAGGCGUUAACAUGUGUGCUGGCACACAUACCGACGGAUGCUACCCUACAGAAGCGUAUCACAUGGAUGUUGAGAUCAUCACAGGAAGAACGAAUAAAGAUGUUCUUAUCGCAGUUAGAAUCCUUCUCUCGACAGCUCCUUUUUUGGGAUACGCCGAGAUUACAGUCCAGCGGCUGGCGAUGGGCACCCCUUUCGUUCCUAGAACUUUCCUUGCAAAAGAAAGGUUUAUUACUGGGCAAGUCUGAACAAUGUGCGCGUAAGCGUGAGGGUUUGGAAGCCGAGUGUAUAGCCUUCCGCAUCGACAAAGCAAAUUUCCCCAAAAGUCAAGCGUUGCAUGAAGUUGGCCCCAUUCUGAGCCUUCAUAGUGCAGGCAGCUUUGGCUUUGGGUAUUUUAACCCAUAUCAUGAUCAGUCAAAGUGGCAGUAUAUGCGACUCCGGCUAAGCAGUAGUCACUUGCAGCCUUCUGGUACCUGGAAGCAACUGAUCGAAAGUGGAAAUGCAGCUAUUGUGACUCCAACUCAUCAUAGCGACAAGGAGGGUUUUGAGGUCGGCAUUUUGACCGUUGCUUAUAAGAUGGAGCACAAUGUCACUUUUGCCCGUCAUGUAAUGCUGGUGGAUAGGGUCUUAUUAUCAGGUGCAUCGAGUAUAGAAGAUGCUAUAAGUGUAUAUGGAGAAGGCUCUCUCAAAGCGGAAGAGUAUGGAAAGAUAGCAAGAGAAAAGGAUGACCAGCACAUGAAGAAAUGA